Messenger RNA from Vicugna pacos (alpaca), 2346 nucleotides. The record is from RefSeq and is a predicted model, not a curated record. Lineage: Eukaryota; Metazoa; Chordata; Mammalia; Artiodactyla; Camelidae.
GCCUCUCCUCAGCUUCCUAUCCUGCGCCCACCCCUCGCCCUCGUCUCGGGGCAAACUUUCUGCACCGAGUGGACAGACCCACAAUGGGAGGAAGAGAGGAGACACCAGGAACGGCCCGGGAGUGAUGAGGGGAGGAGAGCGCGGGGGACACCGAGAGACGCGAGAAUGGGAAAGAGAGCAGGCAGUGGCGGCCCCGCGGGGGUCUCGGGGCCCCCGGGCCCCCUCCUCAGCCCUCUUCAAGCCAACCCGGGUAAACACAGACGCCCUGCCAGGCCAGCGCAGCUGCUGGACACAGCCCUCGGCGCCGCUCCAACCAGUCACAGCUAAGCCCCUCCUUUCGAGAAACUCUAAGGCCGCCCCUGGAAGUGGCGGGGAGGACGGCCUGGAGGAGCACGCUCGGCAGUGAUGGAGCCCAGCGGCCCGGGGGAGGCCAGCAUGGAAGGCGCGGCGGGCGACCCAUACCAGCGACCCGCGCGACGCACGCAGUGGCUGCUGAGCGCCCUGGCGCACCACUACGGGCUGGACCGCGGCGUGGAGAACGAGAUCGUGGUGCUGGCCACCGGCCUGGACCAGUAUCUGCAGGAGGUCUUCCACCACCUUGACUGCCGCGGCCUGCAGCGCUGGGUGCGGCGGCUGGAGGACGAGCUGCGGCGCUACAGGUCAGAGGGCACCCAGCUCCCUGCCUCACCACGAGCCAGCCCAGAGCCAGAAGCCAAGACCAGUGGACCUGAGGAUGGUGAGACCAGAGACCCAGAUCCUCCUCCAGAGGGAGCCUGGGGCUCAGACAGCAACUCCGGGAGCAGACCCCUGGAUGAAGCACGUGCUUCUCCGGCAGCGGACGAGCAGCUGUUCCGCUCGGUGGAGGGCCAGGCCGCCUCUGACGAGGAGGACGACGACCACAAGUGGCGGGAGGAGCAGAGGCCACCGGCCGAGGUCACGACCCUGCUGGCCGGCCUCUCCGGCUGCGGGAAGGGGUGUGAUGACCAGAUGGCCAAGAAGCUCAUGACUUACUUCCGCCACUUCGGCAGUGCCGACCAUGCCUGCACCCUGGGGGAGCUGGAGGCCCGUGUUGCCAUGCUGGUGGAGCAGCUGGACACCCAGGGCUGCAGUCGGAAGACCCUGGGGACACCUGGGAAGGAGGCAGAGCUGCAGCGGCAGGUGGAGGAGAACGAGCAGCUGAGGCUGGAUCUGCAGAUGGUGGAGACGGAGAGGGUGCGGCUGUCCCUGCUGGAGGAGAAGCUGGCGGACGUGCUGCAGCUCCUGCAGAGGCUCCGCCACCUGAACAUAUCGAAAAGAGCCCUGGGGAAGAUCCUGCUGAGCACGCUGGACACCUGCGGGGACCCUGCACACGAGGAGACGUCUGCGCCCUCGGCCAUCCUGGAUGCCCUGCACCAGGCUCUGGCUGGCUGUGAGCUCCUGCGCAGAGAGCCCUCGGCACCAGCCUCUGCAGCUCCUGCACUCACCAACUCCCUCCUCAUCUCCUGCUGAGGUCACUGGCCCGGCCUGGCCAUCAUCAGACCAGCCUCCAAGAUCAGCCUGAUCAUCAUCACAUCCUCAGAAACCUGGAAGCACUGCACCUUCUAAGACAGACCCAAGCUCAGAGACGGGCAGCCAUCCCUUCUCCUCGGGCUCCUCCUUAUUCCCUGAGACCCCCUGCAUUCCUGCUGCCAGGGUCCACGUUGCCCUGCAGCUGCUGGAUCAGCCUGUACCUGCUGCUGCCUCCUCUGCCCCUGGAUCAGAGGUGCCCACUUUUCUGCCUGGUUCUGCCCAGAAUCCCUUCCCUGGGCUCCCUUCCCAGCACUGUGCCCUUCCUCCCCGCGGUGUGCCUGCUGCAGGGACUCUGCACCCCACCAGCCCACUGGGGAACCUAUCCAAGCCCUAGAAUGCUGGAGACCAGGCAGAGCAGGGGAACUCCAAGGGAGGAGUGAGUGACCACUGCAGGCUUCCUGGUGGAGGCUGGCCUUGAACCAGCUCUAGAAGAGCGGUAGGAUGCAGGCGGGCCAAGAAGAGGGUAGGGCAUUUAAAGUGAGGUAACCCCAAGAACAGGGGUGUGGUCCCAUAAAGGACCCCCAGCAAUGCAGGACCCAGAGCCCCUCUGUCCUGAGCAACAGGAGGCACCAGGACUCACCUCCUCAUGCCCUCCCAGGAGAGAAUGACACGCUGGCGGGCAGAGCGGAGGGGUGCAAGCAGCGCUAACCAGGGCAGCAGAGCCUGCAAGAGUCCCAUCCAGAGGGCUCUGUGGGCCCAGGGGCACAACGCACUGCCGUGGCAGCGUGAGGGCGCUGGCGGGGAGCGGGGGCAGGCCCCGGGGCCUUGGUGACAGGCAAGACCUGGACUGGAUCCCGC